Molecule: messenger RNA, 3998 nt
Organism: Esox lucius (northern pike)
Lineage: Eukaryota; Metazoa; Chordata; Actinopteri; Esociformes; Esocidae
Product: serine/threonine-protein kinase LMTK1
Exons: 8
Coding region: 278-1186 (302 amino acids)
Source: RefSeq, a predicted model, not a curated record
GCUAGGACUUGAUUUUACAGAAUUACUUCAAGUUUUUUCUGUGCCUGUGUAGGUUGUUGGGCUGUCUUGUUUCAUCUGCAGGUAGGAGCAGCUUGCUGAGACUCAUGAAGAAGAAGGAGCAAUGACGGAGGAGAGGCGAGGAGUCUUAGGAGAGGAAGAGGAGAGACAAAAGGUCUAAGGAACAAAGGAGGCCUCUACUACAUGAGGAGCCACAGUGGAGGAUUGGAGAGAACUUUGGAGGGAGGCCUUUUAACGCAGGAGAGAUGCUGUGAUUACAAUGUCCCCACAGAAUGAGAAGCAAGAAGCCACAUCUUCCUGGCGUGUCCAAAUAAAGGCUGUAGACGGGACUGCUAAGGGUGGAGGACUAAUAUUCCUUUUUACCCAGAGUGCAACGAGGCAUGGUCUGACCGGUGGAAGAGCAGAGCAUCGUGUGGGCGCACUACUUGGAAUAUGCCCUGUCAGGGUCUUUUGUCCUCGCUCAUCCGACCAUUGCGGUAGAAUGGGGCCAUCGAGCCAUGAGAGUUACUUCACUUCGGAGGCGGAGUUACCAGUGUCCUGUUGCCGGGGGGACCCUCAAAUUGUCAGCUACACAAAUAGGGGUGUGGUCGUGGUGGAGAAGUUGGAUGAAGAGAGUGACCAAUGUUAUGAGGACUACCACUGCUGGAUCUCCUCAGGUGAGAAGAGCCCCAAGGUCAGCCCCACUGCCCUCAACCCGUUGACCCCCCAUCCCAUCCCUGCAUCAUUAGAAGGGGACGAAUGUGGGCACGGGAGGAAGGUGUCUUUCUUCAAUGAUGUCACUGUCGACGUCUUUGAUCAGGAGAGUCCCACCAGGGAGUUACAGGGUCUCUGGCCAGACGAUUGCAGCAAAGAAACCCACAGUGGAUCCCUAAUGACAAUUUGCAGAGAUAACCCUAACAUCACUGGUCAAUCUCCACCUCCGCCAGGCAAUCACCUCGGCCACCCACCUCAGCUGUCAACAUCAGGGGUGUCUUCGGAGGACAUUGGUGUCAGCUUGGAAUGGGAGGAUGACUUCUCCGUCCUGGAGAGCUUCCCUCAAAACCGCUAUGGCCGAGCACCAUCUCAUCAUAUCAGAGUCGAGUGCACCGUCGGUACCGACCCGCCGGUCCUCUCGCACCUCCACGUUGGAGGGGGAGCGGUCCAUUUAGCCGUGCCUGUUCUCAGUUGAGACCUUCCAGUCUGGUCCUCACCCGCGUCACUGCCACUGACUUGGAGCACUGAGGCAAGUGAUUGUCUGCACACACUUGUUUUCCUGUCGCCCAGAGCCUUCGGCUCAUGGAAAAAAUGACUUAGCCUCUCUAUUUCCUCCACCCCCACCUCCACCUUCCUUUUUCUGAUGACUCAGUAUUUAAUGGAUUUUUAGCCGGAGAGUUUAAUUUAUUCUCUCCAUCGUUCCUGACCACCUGGCGGCUGGUUACGCAGACAUCUCGAAGCUUUGUGACAGUGCAUCUGUCCGGCUCCAUGAGCGGUAACUGUAAAUACUGACUGGGCCGUGCAGGAGCUGGCAGCUCGGCUCUACAAAAUUGAAACAAUCCUGUGGCAUCGGCUGAAGGUAGAAGCGUGUUAUCCUGUCUUCAAAUCAUUCAGCAUAAAGGCCUUAUUGUUCGAGCCGGCCAACAAACUUUUACUGCUGUCUUAUCACUUACACCGGUCAUGCUCUCCUGCAACAUUCUGCAUCGGGCCUCACAGAAGUCAGGCGGCUUUUGGGUUUGAAGACACAGUGACUGGGCUGUUUCACUAUUUAAAAGCCUUAGGGUUUUUCCAUAAUGUUAAUUGUUAUUGUAAUCAGAACGUUAUGACUAUGUAGAUUUGUGUGAUGGACAGGGAACCAUGAAGGGGAGAGGUAGGGAAUGAACAGGGGAGACAGAGAGAGAUGGAGGCAAAAAGAGAGAAGGGCCAUUAUUUGUCCAGCUAUUUCAAGGGGUGUCCUUGAAUCUGUGUGUCGGGGAGAACUCUAUGGCCAGUAUUUGUGCCAGCUUGUAAGAGCUUAGUUUUAUUUUGCAUUUUUACAGUAUUAAGGUAUGCUAAACACUGUGUAGUUAGCCCAUGGGUGAAUUACUAACAUAGUUUUAGCCUUAAGAGAAACUGAACAAACAGAAAAGUUUCCACAGAACCUGCAGUGUGGUUUAAUUGAUUAGAGGAAACCUGGGGGGACCAGAUCUAGUGUUCACACACACAUACAUACACACAUACACACACACAUACACAUACACGCACAAACGUGUAUUUCUGUCCUUGUGGGGACCUGAGACCUAAACCUGAACCAGAAAUCUAUGUUCUUGAUUCUCUAGCUCUAAAACUAAACUUAACCUAGCCUAGACCUUCAACCUAACCUUAAACCUAACCAGUAAUGACUAAACCUGAAAGUAACCUAAGUAAUAACACUAUGUGCAAUUUAAUGUUUUUUCCCAAACCUAAGCCUGAAAUAGCAUUUUUCUGAGUGGGGACUGGACCAAAAGCCAUACGGUGACGCACUUUUUUCCUAUCACUGUGGGGCAAUGAAAACCAUGUCCUCUAUCUUACCCGAAUAUAACUUUCACGUAACCCCAACACUAAUGUCUAUAAUUAACCUAUUCCUAAUAUCUAACCCAUAAUAAUCCCUAUACCUAAAAGUUAUCCCAACUCUAAUGCCAACUGUAAAUUUGUCCCUAAACCUAAGACCUGAGAAAUCUUCCAAAAGACUUGUGGGUAACCAACCCCCUACACACACACACACACACACACACCAACAUACACAUACACAUACACAGACAUACACACUCUGUCACACAUUUGCACAAGAACAAAUAAACACUCUAGAACUCAAGGACAAGGACAUCACUUCUGGCAAUGUAGCUACACAUUUUUUUUUGCUGCUGGGAUCUGAACACCUGGUCUGACUUUGUCUUUGCAUAACGAUAGAUGUGUUUGUGGAACAACAACACCAUGUCUUACAGAAGUCUGACUGGGUUUCUUUGUUUUACACCCAAGAUGCACCAGUAUGGAAGAAAAUUAUUGAAGGAUAUUAUUGUGUUUGCUGAGGGAAGACAUUGUGAUAGAAGACAGAACAACAGAAGAAAUCUACAGUGGAACCACUAGGCCAUGCUACUCAUCCUCCCUGUGUAAUCUAUGGUCUUUACCAGGCUGUUCAGACUAACCAUACCACCGUCAGCUGUGUGCCUUUCAGGGCUGGGUCUGCCAAUGAGGAUUAGCCUACAGCACAUAUUCAGAGGAGGGGUCUGGUGAUCAGUAGAUAACAAUGGCAACCCGGUAAUCCUGUAUUGAAUCAAUGGGUGCAACAACAGAAAUUGGAUAAUUCACAAAGAAAGAAUUAGAAACCCAAAUCAGAUGUUUUGGUAAGGAUGUUGGCUAAUUACUAUACUGAGUACUAGUUUUCAUUAUUUCCCCUUUACCUGUGAGAAGUGUAUCUCAAUGAUAAGUAAUACCAUGAUGCUGCUACAACAGGUCAGAGACACACAGGACAAGUAACAUCAUAUAAUUAGCAUUGUUAAAACAAUAUCUGUUUUAACAAUACAAAAACAAUUCUUAGCAUAAUGCUAAAAUGUCUGAUCUGGCAAACAAUGUAAAGUGGGGCUGACCUUGGGGCUCUUCUCAACAGGUGUCAUCUGAAAACAAACUUUUAGAUUAGAAUAUUUUUUGCUUGAUACAUUUGUUGGAUUAUGCAAGAGAAUGUCAAAAUAGUAAUGAGUAAUGAAUCAGUCAGUCUACACAGAGCAGUUGCAAGCACAGCCACUGAAGGCCGAGACUGAGCAGGUUUUGGGUGGUUGCACCCCUUUCUCGUGUAUGUAAAUGCAGCGUAAAAUUAUUUUCUUUAUUUUAAAGCAAAAUGUAUUUACAAAAAGACCUUGUUCAGUAAGGAAAUGUAUGUAGGUGACAACCUGAAUUCCCAUCAAAAUCCAGGACACCGCUCUUUAUCUGUUCCCAUAAAAUGUUUAUGUGCUAUAAUUCAGUCAGUGUCUGAUAAAAAACAAUUUAAUGUU